CAUUCGCCAGAAGCGGAAUUUGAAUAGUAUCGGCCGCUAAGAGUCCGCAAGGAGCACUAGCGACAGAAACGUGUACGACGAAGUGCGGUCGACUCGUCGAUACGCAGCUGUCCUUUCGCGUUUGUCAAAUUAAUGUUUUUCUCGAAACGCGUGUGUAAAUAAACAAAUUGUCUUAUUACUUUUCGUAAUGAAAAUGAAGUGAAACAAAUGUUUGUUUAUUAAUCGUGUCGAAUAAUAGUGGAGCUGGAGCCUUCGAUACCGUAACCGCUUCUCGCAAUGACAAGGGAGAGCAUUCAGUUACCUUUUGAGAAAUCGGAAGCAUUUAAAAUGUUUCUUAUGGUCUAAUUGAAGCUUUUAUAACGUAUAAGUGUAUUCGUUGAAUAUAAGUACUACUGUGUUUCGUUUUGUGACACUUUGGAGUAUAUUUCCAUUGCUAGAAGGUCGUUAGUCGCAACACGUUGAAAAUGAGUGUUUUGAGUGCUUUUACCAAGUCCGACUUUAAAACGGCGAGUGAUGGACUACUGGAACUCUCUGAGGAGAGGCUCCGCAGCAUCAUGCGCACCGAGCCCAUCACAGACGUCUAUCACGUUGAACAGACACCGUUCGCAAGGGGUAAAUUCGCGUCAGUUCGUAAAAUUCGCCAUCUGGUAUCCGGCGAGGAGUAUGCCGCGAAGUUCAUCCGCAAACGACGGCGCGCCGCCGACACCACCCGCGAGAUACAGCACGAGGUGGCCGUGCUCGCACUCUGCUCUGACUGCACACGUGUCGUGAGUUUACAUGAGGUUUAUGAAACACGAUCAGAAGUCGCCAUAGUGCUAGAGUUAUGCGCGGGUGGUGAACUACAAAGACUUCUGGAUGAGGAGGAGAGAUUAUCAGAGGGCGCAGCGCGACGCGCCCUCCGUCACGUUUUAGAAGGGCUGGCACACUUGCAUGCACGCAGAGUCGCCCAUCUUGACCUCAAACCGCAGAACUUACUUUUGUCCGCUGAGGGCGAGGAACUGCUAAUAUGCGACUUUGGCAUUAGUCGCGCGAUACAGCCCGGCGCACAUGUCCGCGAAAUAUUGGGCACACGAGAUUAUGUUGCACCAGAAAUCCUUUCUUACGAGCCGUUAUCAUUAGCUGCGGAUAUCUGGUCGAUCGGUGUUCUGGCGUACGUGCUACUCAGCGGUUACUCGCCGUUCGCCGGCGACACUAAGCAGGAGACGUAUCUGAACAUAGCCCAGUGUCAGCUGUCCUUCCCGCGGGACUUGUUCCACGGCGUGUCGCAACGUGCCAUCCAGUUCAUAAGGGAGACGCUUGUUGUUGAUCCGAACGGUCGUCUCACAGUGGAAGAGUGCCUGGAGCACCCAUGGUUGAAAGACGAGACGGACAUACCGCGAGCUAUCGUCGGCGUCGGGUUCGGAGCGGCCGACGUCGCCAGCGACGACGACACCGCCGACACACACAGCGUUAACGGGAUCAACGGAAAUGUUAACGGACUCAACGGAGUCGGUACCAACGGAAUCGGUUCCGUAAACGGUACCAACGGAGUCUCUUCUGUAAACGGUGUGAACGGAGUCAGCAACGUCAACGGAGUCAGUGGAGUAAAUGUUAACGGCGUUAACGGACACAACGGCGUCAGCGAAUGCAACGGGACCAAUGGUGCACACGAUAGCAAAGAGAGCGAGGAGGAGCGCGACAAGCCGCUGAAGCACGCGCACGCCCGCGACGCCUCCCCCCCCUUCCCCGACGCGCCCUCCACGCCCAAGGUCAGUCUCGCACUCGUGUCACGGAAAUCCCAUCCGCACCCGCCGUCGGUGCUCGCGCUGUGCAAGAAGUUCCAGCCCGACUACGAGAAGCCGGCCAAGCUGCCGCACGCGCACGGACACGCGCACGCGCACGCGCACGCGGCGCUGGCGGAGUGCGGCUGCGCGGGCCCCGCGCCGUGCGUGCGCCGCGACCGCGCCGUGCUGUGCUAGCGCGCGCUGUGCUGCCUGUGGCGGCGCGACUGAGACUCCCGUGCCAGUGCCGCGGUCGCUCGCGAGUGGGAGCUGUAAAUAGGACGAUCGUUUUAGAAGUUCGUUUGUAUAUUUUUAUUGAGUAGGGACCCGAUUACGCGAACUCGCCGGAGGAUCGCGACGUGUGUAGAUUGACGCCUCCGUCGGAAUGUUUAGCUUUGUUAGUCGUCAUUUUUUGAUGAGGAGAUUUUAAGAUUGUGCGUCGAGGUGGCGUCAGUCUGUCCGUACGUGCGCGGUCGUUCCCGAGUGUUGUGUGAGCGUCGACUCGUUGUCGAGGACGCCGCGAGUUCGUCGAGUAAUCGCGCUCCUACCGCGAAGGUACAAAAUGCAUAAUUAAACGCCAACGACAGGAGUGCUUGUAAAUGUGUUCUAAGUAACCUUAAGUCCUGCGAGCCGCCCGGCCCGCCGACCUGUACAUACUCCACACUUGUCGACGAGCCGCGGUUAAUUUAUUGUCGCCGGUCCGGCCGGCUCGCAGCCCAGAUCUAUAAGAAAAUUGUUAACGUGUCGAUCGUCUCGGACGCUAUAUUCGUAGACGUAAGUGUUUAGAUGACUUUUAAAGAAUAAUGUACGUUACGUAUUGUUAGGCCGGAACGAAACUGCCGACGCUUUUCGCCCCAAAAAACGGGACCAAAAUUUUUGUAGUCGCAAAUGAUUCCAUAUCGGUAUAGUUGUUGUCAUGUUCGAUAUACAAUAUGAAACGUUAUCACUAAGAGUGACCGCUUUCGGGUUGUUAAAUAGAUAGGAAAAUUGUUAUUGCCAAAUGACUGUUUACGAUGAGCUCAAAUUUUGCGACUUUUUUCUUGUGUCGUGUAGAAGUAUGGUGCUUCUACAUGUCUAGUUAAUUUCCCUUUUCCCACUUAAUGAGUUUUUUUAUUAUUUUAGUUGUGUAUAAUUUUUCUUUUCGUUUUGUUCACGAGAAAUAUUUCAUUUGUUUUUAACAUCGUCUCAACAAAACUCGAAGAUUUAUUUACCUUGUGAGAGCUGUUGUGAUCCAUAACUCAUUUGUAAAAAUAAAUUAUUGUGAUA
Molecule: messenger RNA, 3026 nt
Organism: Nymphalis io (European peacock)
Lineage: Eukaryota; Metazoa; Arthropoda; Insecta; Lepidoptera; Nymphalidae
Gene: Drak
Product: serine/threonine-protein kinase 17A
Exons: 7
Coding region: 465-1958 (497 amino acids)
Biological process (GO): intracellular signal transduction; protein phosphorylation; positive regulation of apoptotic process
Cellular component (GO): nucleus
Molecular function (GO): ATP binding; protein serine/threonine kinase activity
Source: RefSeq, a predicted model, not a curated record